UGACAGUGGUGAACACAUCUAGUGGCAUUGGUGGUGAAUAAAUCUAGUGACUGUGGUUAAAACAUCUAUUGUCAGUGGUGAAUACAUCUAGCGACAGUGGUGAAUACAUCUAGUGACAGUUGUGAAUACAUCUAGUGGUAGUGGUGAAUAAAUCUAGUUAGAGUAAUGAAUACAUCUAGUUAUAGUGGUGAACAUAUCUAGUGACAGUGGUGAACACAUCUAGUGACAGUGGUGAAUACAUCUAAUGACAGUGUUGAACACAUAUAGUGACAGUGAAGAAUUCAUCGAAAAACAGUGGUGAAUAUAUCUAGUAACAGUGGUGAAUACAUCUAGUGGCUUUGGUGAAUACAUAUAGCGACAGUUGUGAACACAUCUAGUAGUAGUGGUAAAUACAUCUAUUGACAGUGGUGAAUAUAUCUAGUAACAGUGGUGAAUAUAUCUAGUAACAGUAGGAGAUUGAUGUUCUUCUGACACCAGAUAGAACACCGUGAUCCUCUCUAACUUGAAUAGGUCUGUCCAUAGCGGAGCGGCUGGCAACGGAAGGAGCGGCUGUUAUGGUGAGCAGCCGGAAACAGGCGAAUGUGGACAAAGCGGUCGGCGACCUCCGGAAGAAGGGUCUAAAGGUUGCUGGCAUCGUCUGCCAUGUGGCCAAACCGGAUCACAGAACAAGACUCAUUGAAAAGACAGUGGCAGAAUUCGGAGGACUGGAUCUGCUUGUUUCAAAUGCAGCCGUCAAUCCCAUAUUUGGCCCGAUUCUAAAUGCGACAGAGGAUGCCUGGGAAAAGAUAUUUGACGUAAAUGUAAAGGCCACCUUCUUUCUCAUCAAGGAGGCGGUCCCGUACAUGGAAAAACGAGGGGGCGGUUCAGUAGUCAUAGUGUCCUCGCAGGCUGGCUAUAGCCCCUCAGAGAUGAUGGGUCCCUACUCCAUCAGCAAGACCGCCCUGCUCGGCAUGACGAAGGCCCUGGUCCCGCAGCUCUCUGCAUCCAACAUCCGGGUCAAUUGUAUCGCUCCCGGGGUCGUUAUCACGCGAUUUAGCGAGAUGUUGUGGAAGAACGAAUUUUCGGCAUCAGUCAGAGACCAGGUACCGCUAAAAAGGUUCGCGCGGUCAGAAGAAUGUGCGGGUGUUGUCUCCUUCCUGCUCUCCGACGACGCCUCGUACGUCACUGGCGAAACUGUCACCAUCACCGGCGGCAUGCCUAACCGGCUAUGAUAGGUCGCAUAGUGUUGUAGUGUUGGGGCGUGACAUAAUAUGACUCAUAUAGAUUCUAACUUGGACGUUUAACGCCUGCACUACCUUAAAAAUUCGAUUACCAAAACGAAAACCAUUCAAGUGUUUAUAUGUGAUGUACACAUGUAGAAUUUGUAUACAAACAGUACUAUAAAGAGUUUAUAGCUGGUGAUUUCAUCGGGGCUAUGAAAUAAAUGAAUCACUAACAAAUAAGGUUUGAAUGCCUAAAUAAAUAUAUUCUGCACUUAUUUUAGAUUUUGAAUGUUAUUAUGAUUUCAAUCUUGUUCUUAUGAACGGAUUAUAUUAAGCGUUCAUUUUUAUAUAUUUAUAAUAGUUCAUAUUAUAGGUUAUUCCAGUAUAAAACGUUACGUUCAUUUUGCGGUUCCUCGAAUGAUGUAUUGAGCACCCCAAGAACAGAUAUAAUUUGUACUUAUUGUAACAUGUGCCUUUGAAAAAGAAUAACACUUCCUCCUAACAAUAA
Mya arenaria is the source of this 1710-nucleotide messenger RNA. Its product is annotated as dehydrogenase/reductase SDR family member 4-like. The record is from RefSeq and is a predicted model, not a curated record. NCBI's taxonomy places the organism in Eukaryota, Metazoa, Mollusca, Bivalvia, Myida, Myidae. Bases 555 to 1211 code for a protein of 218 amino acids. Gene Ontology annotation, molecular function: carbonyl reductase (NADPH) activity. The transcript has 8 exons.